AAAAAAAAAGAAAAAAAAAAAAAUACUUCCUUAUAUAUACAUAUACAUAUUUUAAACAAAAAGAGGGAAAGGAAACUAGUUUUGCUAUAAGAUGAAGGGUAAUAAUAAUAAUAGUAAUAACCGGAAUAACCAGAAGUCCGGCAAUGGAAGCAAUAAUAGUAAUAACGGACAUCGUCGUUCUAAUUCCCGUUUCAAUGGGAAUUCUCAGCCUUCGUCUACUUCUUCAGAAUCAAACUUGAAUAAUGAACGUUUGCUAUUUUUGAUUUCAAAAUCAAUUGGCCAAACCGCAGUGGCUACCCUCACUUCUGGUGCUCGCUAUCAAGGAACCUUGUUAAGUAGUGAUAUAUCUGCUCUGGGCUCGGCUCCUUUAUCAGUCAUUUUAGCUAAGCCUGCCAUUGUAUCUAAAUCGAAAACUGAUGAAAAAACUAAGGCUGAUUCUAAUGACCUUCCCGAAAAAAUGGCUAUAGAUGCUGAAGACCUUAUUGAUUUAGAAGUAGCCGGAAUUAAUAUUGGUAAAGAUCAACUGUCUCAACAGAAUAAACCAGUCUCUCAACCUCAACCACAACAACAGAAAAGUCAACUGAAAUCUCCAAGUUAUGCUGCUGCCGCUGCUGCUGCUGCUCCACCACCUCAACCAGCCCCACCACCUCAAUCACAUCGUGCACAAAAUAAAUCUACGACCUCCAAUAAAUCCGAAAAUAAAUUCAAAACUGAUUCUGACAUCUCAUCGCAAUUUCAAUUCAGAGAACGUGAAUUACAAAGAUGGGUUCCCGAUGAUGAUGGGACGCAAACCGGGUUGGAUGAUGAAACGUUUGGUGAUCUUGGGAGCUCCUCCGGUUCUGGGGCUUGGGAUCAAUUCAAAGUUAACGAAGAAAAAUUUGGGGUCGAAUCUUCUUAUGAUGAGCAUUUAUAUACUACUCGUAUCAAUACUUCAGCUCCUGAUUUUAAAGAACGUGUUGAAAGAGCUGAACGUUUGGCAAGAGAAAUUGAAAGUCAAUCAACUACUGAUCGUCAUAUUUUAGAAGAAAGAGGUUUGGAAGUCGAUUACGGUGAUGAAGAUGAAGAAGAUAAAUAUUCAGGUGUUGAUAGAAGAGGUGAUGAAUUAAUGGCCGCUUUAAGAAAUGCUAGUAUCUCAAAUGAUUCUAGCUCCAAAAAUUUCGCCCCUGGUAAGUAUGUUCCUCCUAAACAUAGAGCUGCUCAAUAUCAUAAUGAUCCUGCAAUUGUUUCUAGUUCUGCUACUAAAAGACAAGCAGAAGCUGCUUCUGCUCAACAACAAUCUGAUAAUCAACAAUCAAAAGUUCCUGCCAAACCUGAUUCUACUUCAAGUCGUGCUCCUGCUGUUCCUACUAAGCCAAACUCUAUCCCUCCAAAACCUCCCGUUGCUAACCAACAUAACGAAUCUUUUAGAUUGAAUGCACAAAGUGAAAUUAAUUCAUUGAGAGAGUUUAGCGCUAAUUUUAAGAUUCCCCAUAAAAUGCCUACUGACUUAUUACCUAUAUUAGCCAAAGACAAAUUAAAACAAGAUGAGAUUUUGAAAAAACAACAAGAAACUCAAAGAAGAAAAGAACUUUUGGCUCAAGAAAAACAAAAACAGGAAGAGGCUAAAGAUUUAAAACAAAAAAGUCAAUCGUCAAUCCCUUCAAUUCCUCCAAAUCAAGCCCAAUCACAAAAAAGUCAACAUACAUCUCCAAGUCCAAAACAACAUUCUUCUCAACCUGCUACUCAGCAACCAACCCCUCAAGCUCAAAAGAAAAAAAUGGAUCCUACAAAGCCAGCUUUCAAACUUAAUCCUAAAGCUGCCGUCUUUACCCCAUCUCAAAAACAUAAUCAAUUAUCACCAAACCCUCCAAAAGCUCAAUAUCAAAGGUCCCCAAUCAAUCCGUCGCCACGUAUGAAUAACCAAAGACCAUAUAGUAGCGGUAGUGUUUCGAAUUCAUCAACAUCGGGCUCAUCCAAAAGACACUAUCAAAUUAAUCCAGUUGACUUCUUUGGUGGUGCAGAUAAAAUUCCAACAAAAGAAGGUCAGGAAGAAAAAAUAAAGAAAUUCAAAUCUUCAUUCAACAAUUUUGUCACUGCCCAAGUUAAACAUGAGGAUAAAUCAUCUCCCUUAUUCCUCGAGAAGUCUUUCCAAACUCCUCCAACUUGGACUUCAACUAUCGAUGGUGGUUAUGAAACUUUAUUCCCUUCACCUUCUGUCGCUGCUAAGCCAAUGGGUAAUAUGAUGCUUCCAGCUACUCCUUCAUUACCAUUUGUUCCAAAUGUAAUGAUGAAUCCAAAUCAUCCAGGUGCUGCAAAUCAUGGCUUACCAGGACCUGGUUAUCCAACUGCUCCAAAUGGUUCUAAGUUCCCGCUCUCGCCGCAACAGCAACAACAGCAACAACAACAGCAAGCUGCUGCUAUGGCACAUUUCCAACAACAACAAUUUCAUGCAGCAAUGCUCUACCAACAACAACAAUUCCAAGGUGGAAUCCCCCCAGGCCAACCUCCGGUGCCAAUGUAUAUGCCAGGUGCUGAAGCUUCUCCGUUCAUCCCUCCUGGUGGCUUUAUGAUGCCUCCUGGUGGUGCCUAUGUUGGUGGUGGAAGUCCAGUUAAUGUUAAUGCUAUGAUGUUUGGUGGUGCAGGUGGAAAUAGUCCUGCCCCAUACGGUGACAUGUCUUCACAUAAUUAUGGAAAUCAUAAUCAUGGGAAUGGAGGUAAUAGAAGAUUCAAUAACCACGGAGGCAAAAGGGGUAGCAAUAACUGAUUUUGCUUUUCUUAGUUAUAAAAAUAAGAAUAAAUCAUGUAUCAUAUGAUCAAAAGGAAUAAAACUUUAGAAAUAAACAAAAAUUAAAAAUUAAAGGUAAAUAAAAUAACAAAUAGCAAAGGUCAUAAAACAGACCGGUUUGAGGUUCAUUUAAGAUGGUAGUGAUGUUCAGAUUCUGAUGCGUACAGUUUGUCCUUGAUUUAUCAGCUUGACUAAAGACGCUUGUCAUGAAUAUCUAGUUUUAUUAACCUCAUCAUCCUUUGGUUCAUAAUAUAGAGACUUGUUUUUUUUGUUUUUUUUUUUGGCAAGAUUUGGUUAGCAUUAUCACAUUCUCAUUUCGUCUAGUUUUAUUGAC
Hyphopichia burtonii NRRL Y-1933 is the source of this 3098-nucleotide messenger RNA. RefSeq lists its product as uncharacterized. The transcript has a single exon. Bases 92 to 2743 code for a protein of 883 amino acids. Gene Ontology annotation, molecular function: RNA binding. The record is from RefSeq and is a predicted model, not a curated record. Gene Ontology annotation, cellular component: cytoplasmic stress granule. Lineage: Eukaryota; Fungi; Ascomycota; Pichiomycetes; Serinales; Debaryomycetaceae. Gene Ontology annotation, biological process: cytoplasmic stress granule assembly.